This is a messenger RNA of Schizosaccharomyces cryophilus OY26, 2477 nucleotides long. Its product is annotated as histone lysine methyltransferase Set9. The record is from RefSeq and is a predicted model, not a curated record. The coding region runs from base 989 to 2290 and encodes 433 amino acids. Lineage: Eukaryota; Fungi; Ascomycota; Schizosaccharomycetes; Schizosaccharomycetales; Schizosaccharomycetaceae. Gene Ontology annotation, molecular function: histone H4K20 methyltransferase activity; protein binding. The transcript has a single exon. Gene Ontology annotation, cellular component: nucleus.
CAGAAACUACUGCUUUCCAGAAACAGUUGGAUCCUUAGAAUUUUCUUCGUCCACCUCAGUUAAGAGAUUUAAUCCGUGCAUCCCUUUAAUCUCUUCCUUUAAAAUGGAGUUAACCAUCCGGUGCUGUGAUAGUGUAUUUUUUCCCUGAAACAUUUUACUUUUAAUCACAAUUUGGUACAUGCUUCCACAUCCUCCAGAGACGUCGAUAACUCGAAGAGAGCUCGGGGAUAACUUCUCAGUUAAGAUAUCUCUUAUUCUGUUUUCACCGCCUGUAGAUGAGAACCGUUUGAACGUUUUCUGGAAAUGGCCUCCUCCUUGAUGAGGCAUGAGUUUAAGAGGACCCUUGAUCCAUCGACAGAAACGAAUGCUAUUCAUUUUCUAAAAUACUUCUUUCAGGUAAAGAAUGAAUAAAAUGAAACGAACAAAUUAUAUAGAAUUAUAAUUAGUAGGUUAAAGAUGAAUAGGAGAAAAGUCAAAGUAAAAUGAAUUUCAUCACUAACCGAAAUAUAUACUAAAGCUGAACAAUUCAUUGGCUUACGCCUAGAGCGCCCUGAAAAAGUGAAAGACUAUCUAUUCACGAAUUUAUUUUUCUUUCUUCAUCUUUCUUUUUAUAAUUUGUUAUCUUUUCCUUGUUUCCUUUAUAGAGUAUCUAAAAUUUCUACAAAUAACGUUUGAGACCACAAUUGGCGACUAACGGGUUUGAAAGCACAGUUUCCAGUCUGAUAGCAAGCAUUUGAAAUCCUAAAGGUCUUCGAGAAGGAUAGAAAUAGAAAAACGACCAUCUAUUAAACGUUGAGAAAGCUGAGGACAAAAGGUACUGUUUCUGAUAUAGGAGGAAAUUAAGAAUACAAAGAAAUACUUCAUCUUACGUUUUGUAACAGAAAUGUCUUGUCACAAAUUUGCUUAAGUAUCAUCGGAUCUUGCUUUUCAACGUUCACUGUUACAAUUUAUAGACCUCCGUUAAAUGGUCGUGUAUUAGAUUAACAAAAUGCGGAACUCUAAGACUCAGUUGGAGAAUUUUGCACUUUUUGAUGACAUUUGUACUUCGCUUUUUAUUGACAAAAUACAUUAUUGGUCUGAAAUACACAAAGUUCGAAAACUUGUAAGUCGCUCUAUUGAACGGAUCAAUUCGCAGCUUCUUCUUAAUAUUGUUAUCCAAAAUGUAAUAGGACGGAAAGAUUUGGAAGGUGCAAUUGACGAAACGUUAAAACUACACGAAUUGCAGCCUAUAAUCCAAAGAUGGUCAGAAUCUUCAUAUAAUGCUUUUCUAAGGCACCUUCGUUUGUACUUAUCUCUGUAUCUUCCUUCUUGUAAGUUUGAAAUAUGUUCUACUAACAGAUAUUUUACUUCUACGAAACACGAGGCCUGUGUAAUCGCCCGAGAACUCAUACAAGCUGGAGAUGAUUUAUUAGACCUGUCAGGAACGAUUGUGAAAUUAACCGCAAAAGAAGAACGAACUUUGGGGGCCGAGAAAGAUUUCAGUAUUCUUCAUUCAAGUAGAUUGGACGCAAUGUGCCUAUUUUUAGGGCCUGCUCGUUUUGUGAACCAUGACUGUGAUGCUAAUUGCCGAUUUAACACAUCAGGUAGAAGAAUUUGGCUUAGAUCUGUUAAGCCAAUUCAGCCAGGACAAGAAAUUACUACUUUCUAUUCAUCAAACUAUUUUGGUCCUGAUAACUGUGAAUGUCUUUGUUCUACUUGUGAACGAAAAGGAAUAAAUGGCUACAGAAAAUUCUUUAAAUGCCAGUUAACAUCUUCAAACCUAAAAAGUAUAUCAUCUAAACAAAGUCAGCAAAGGGAAGGGCAUCCUUUCUCAAUAUCUCAACAAGACAGACUUUAUCUCAGUGAUUGGGAUACCGGCAGCGAUUUAAGUAAUGCAUCGGAUUCCGAUUUAGAUGAAGAAUUAUCUCUUUAUAUCCCUCGUCAUAAAAAAAGAGUUUGGCCUCGUGAACGAAGAUCAAUCAAGGCAGCGUUUUUGGAAAAGGCAAUAAAAUCAGAUCAACAAGUCAAUUUUGACAAAUUUCGAAACGAGCUCAAAAAGAGAAGGUUAAAUGGCAAUACUGAAUAUGCUUGUUCAGAUUGUCAAGAAGUCUUUAUCGAUUCCUUGACUCGGGCUCAAGGUACAAUGUGCCAAAAAUGUUCACGUCACUUUUAUCUUUAUAAGCUUCCAUGGCCGUAUCGAAGUAAAUCCGAAUUUGAAGAGGUUAGAUUGAGUAGCCCUACCAAAGAAGUUGCCCAGAAGCAACACACCAUGUCGUUGCGGCGUAAAAAGCCUAUAAGCUAUAACAUCUAAAUUACUUAGUUAAAAAUAUUUUUGGUGCAUAGAUUCAUUCAUUUGUUCACUAAUAUCUUUAAUUAUUAAUAGGUGGGUGCUAUUGUGCACUACUAAAAAAAAGGUUUCAUUCAAUCAUAAUUGAUUUAGGGAAUAAAUGAUUUCUUUAAAAUUUGGAGGAUAUAAUACAAUAAAUUGUCAACUUAAG